Clavispora lusitaniae ATCC 42720 is the source of this 951-nucleotide messenger RNA. RefSeq lists its product as uncharacterized. The record is from RefSeq and is a predicted model, not a curated record. Gene Ontology annotation, molecular function: carboxylic ester hydrolase activity. Gene Ontology annotation, cellular component: mitochondrion. Lineage: Eukaryota; Fungi; Ascomycota; Pichiomycetes; Serinales; Metschnikowiaceae.
AUGCUUUGUGCUUUUCCCCGGUAUUUGAGCCGUGUGUCUACACGCUAUCUGUCAUAUGCCGUGAAUGAUGGCUCAUAUUUAGGCGACGCUCUUUCUCGUUCCAUUGAACCAGUCGAACUCAGCUUUGACAAGCAUCAACCUCUGGUACCUUCUCCUGUCCCAAAGUCUCCUUUGGUUUUCCUCCAUGGUCUCUUCGGAUCGAAAACAAACACGCGGACUGUGGCCAAGCAGCUUGCUCAAAAAAUGGAUAGGGAUGUCUAUUGUUUGGAUUUGCGCAACUUUGGACAGUCGCCUCAUUCCGAUCGCCUAGAUUAUCCACUGCUUGCAGCCGAUGUGGAACAUUUCAUUGAAAAGUCCAACUUUGAGAAAAAGCCCAUUUUAGUGGGCCACUCUAUGGGUGCAAAGACUGCUAUGGCUGUCGCUUUGCGUCGGCCGGAACUUCCACAAAUGUUGAUUUCUGUCGACAAUGCUCCUGUUUGCAUUUCUGCUUCUGGCGGGCCUUUUGGAAAGUAUGUACGGCAACUUCGGCAUGCUUUGGAAGUGAAGCGUUACAAGAAUAUCAAAGAAGUGGACGCCGAGUUGGCAAUAGUUGAACCGUCAAAAGAGGUCCGUCAAUUUCUCUUGACAAAUGUGGAUAGAGGAAAGAAAGACGAGGCUUGUACAUCAAAAAUUCCAUUGGAAAUAAUUGGGAAAGCAAUUACUGCUGGAAAUAUUGCAGCAUGGCCAUUCGACCCUACAGUGUGCCGCUGGAGUAGGGGCCCAGCCUUGUUUGUGCGAGGAACAGAGUCCACCUAUGUUCCAGACGAAGUACUCCCGGACAUUGGACAAUACUUCCCCAAUUUCGAGGUUCGUGACGUAAAAGCUGGACACUGGGUUAUCAGCGAAAACCCAAAAGAAUUUAUGGAAGUACUUGAAGAAUUUGUCGCUCGAAAGGAGGACGAAGAGGAUUAA